Epinephelus moara (kelp grouper) is the source of this 2320-nucleotide messenger RNA. RefSeq names its product zinc finger protein RFP-like. The transcript is spliced from 3 exons. Lineage: Eukaryota; Metazoa; Chordata; Actinopteri; Perciformes; Serranidae. Bases 371 to 2014 code for a protein of 547 amino acids. Gene Ontology annotation, molecular function: protein binding; zinc ion binding. The record is from RefSeq and is a predicted model, not a curated record.
UUCGAUGGAAACAUGAUGAUGACGUACCACUGCUCUAAGAUAAAGGCAGCCCCUCCACCCAUUAAAUCCUGUCUGCUGCUGCUUGAGUGAGGUCCACUGGAGCUGAAGGUGUGACUGACCCUCAAAAAGAGGCGGGAUUAUUCAGCCUGUCGGGAAAAUCUGCCUGUCAGGGUUUACAUCCUGUUAAACUUAACAGAAAGGAGGGACAAGGUUCAACAACAAGUCCUCAAAUGAAACAGAGAGUUUGUCAGAGCAUCAGAGGAGCUGGAGUCCAGAUGAGUCUCUGUUUCUAACCAAAGAACAAUUCAUUCACGAGUCCGUCAGGUGUUUCUCAACAUAGCGGCGUCUCUGACGAACACUGUGUUUGGAUAUGGCUGCAGCCAGUUGUCUACUGUCUGAAGAUCAGUUUCUGUGCCCCAUCUGCCUGGAUGUGUUCACUGAUCCAGUCACCAUAUCAUGUGGACACAACUUCUGCAAAAACUGCAUCACUAUAAACUGGAAUGUCAACGUCUCCCUACAGUGUCCCAUGUGUAAACAGAUCUUUCCCACCAAACCUGAACUGCACAUCAACACUUUCAUCUCUGAGAUGGUCGCUCAGUUCAGACAGUCAGCUCAACAGAAAGCCAGCAGCAGCAGCUCACAGCAACAAGCUGCCAAACCAGGAGAAGUUCCCUGUGACGUCUGCACUGGAACCAAACUGAAGGCCCUGAAGUCCUGCCUGGUGUGUCUGGUCUCCUACUGUGAGACUCACCUGGAGCCUCAUCUGACAAUGUCAGGCCUGAAAAGACAUCAGCUGAUGGACCCUGUGGAGAACCUGGAAGACAGGAUGUGUACGAAGCACGAUAAACCUCUGGAGCUGUUCUGUAAGACCGACCAGACAUGUGUCUGCACACUCUGUCCUGUUUUAGACCACAAGACACAUGAUGUUGUUCCUCUGAAAGAAGGAUAUGAAGAAAAGAAGGCUGAGCUGGAGAAGACAGAGGCUGAAAUUCAGCAGAUGAUCCAGAAGAGACAACGGAAGAUUCGGAAGAUCAAACGGUCAGUCAGCCUCAGCAAGAAAAAUGCAGACGGAGAAAUAGCAUAUGGUGUUCAGUUUUUCACUGAGCUGAAGAAGUUUGUUGAGCAAAGCAUGAAGAAGCUCUUUAAGGAAAUUGAAGAGAAGCAGAAAACAUCAAAGAAACAGGCUGAUGACGUAAUCAAAGAGCUGGAACAGGAAAUCUCUGAGCUGACGAAGAGAAGCGUUGAGGUGAAGCAGCUCUCACGCUCUGAAGACCACCUCCAUCUUCUCCAAAGCUUCUCAUCCCUGUCAGCCGCCCCACCCACCAAGGACUGGACAGAGAUCAGAGUCCGUCCAUCAUUUUAUCGGAGAAUUGUAGAGCGAGCUGCAGCUAAUCUGAUGGAGGAAGUCCGUGAAGGGAUUGCUCAUCUGUUUAAAACUGAGCUGAAUUGGGUCCAGCAGUCUGCAGUGGAUGUGACUCUUGAUCCUGAUACAGCACAUCCUGCUCUCAUCCUGUCUGAUGACGGGAAACAAGUGCAUCAUAGUGAUGUAAAGAGGAAUCUCCCAAACAACCCUGAGAGAUUUUCCAGCUGUAUUUGUGUCUUGGGAAAACAGAGUUUCUCUUCAGGCAGAUUUUACUGUGAGGUUCAAGUAAAAGGAAAAACUAAAUGGACUUUAGGAGUGGCCAGAGAGUCGAUCAACAGGAGAGAGAACAUCACACUGAGCCCUCAGGAAGGUUACUGGACAAUUUCUUUGAGAAAUGGAAAUGAGUACAAAGCUCUGGAUGAACCUUCAGUCUGUCUCUCUCUGAAGUCUCAGCCUCAGAAGGUGGGGGUGUUUGUGGAUUAUGAGGAGGGUCUGGUCUCCUUUUAUGACGUAGAUGCUGCAGCUCUCAUCUACUCCUUUACUGGCUGCUCCUUCACUGAGAAACUUCACCUGUACGUUGGUCCUUGUCCUAAUGACAGUGGUAAAAACUCUGCACCUCUGAUCAUCACUCCUGUCAAUCACACUGAAUAGAGCAAUUAUUUGAUUUUGCAUGGAAGUGAUCAGUGUGAAUAGCAAUCCGACGACCCGUCCAGGGGUCCUCAUAAGGUUUUAUUUAAUGAUUAUAAUAUGUAAAUAACUGCUGUAUUUGCUUUGUUUAACUGAUUUACUCAUAAAACCUAUUGUUCAAAAGCCACGCUCCUUGUGGUUCGAUUGAUGUUGACCAUUUCAAGAUACAAUCACCACAGCAGGUACAAUGGUGGCAUCAGGGGGAAAAGCGCCGGGACAAGGGCGAAAGGUACGGUGACAAAUGUCCCAGUGGGGUAGGCGGGAGGGUUG